This is a messenger RNA of Pelecanus crispus (Dalmatian pelican), 760 nucleotides long. NCBI's taxonomy places the organism in Eukaryota, Metazoa, Chordata, Aves, Pelecaniformes, Pelecanidae. The record is from RefSeq and is a predicted model, not a curated record.
GGGCAUUUUCACCGAAGGCAUCUCCUGCAUCAUCGCGGGGCUGCUGGGAACCGGCAAUGGCUCCACCUCCUCCAGCCCCAACAUUGGUGUCCUAGGCAUCACAAAGGUGGGGAGCAGGAGGGUGAUACAAUACGGGGCUGGCAUCAUGCUCGUGUUGGGGACCAUUGGCAAGUUCACAGCGCUGUUCGCCUCCCUGCCCGACCCCAUCCUUGGCGGGAUGUUCUGCACCUUAUUCGGCAUGAUCACGGCCGUCGGCCUCUCCAACCUGCAGUUCGUCGACAUGAACUCCUCCCGCAACCUCUUCGUGCUGGGCUUUGCCAUGUUUUUUGGGCUGGCGCUGCCAAACUACCUGGAUUACCACCCCAAGGCCAUUAACGCAAUAACCCCGGUUCCCUGCGCUCUCGCAGGUGUCCCCGAGCUGGACCAGAUACUGACGGUGCUGCUAACAACGGAGAUGUUUGUUGGGGGGACCAUCGCCUUCAUCCUGGACAACACCAUCCCAGGGACGCAGGAGGAGCGAGGACUGGUGCAGUGGAAGGCGGGCGCGCACUCGGACAGCACAGUGAGAGCCAGCCUGAGGAGCUAUGACUUCCCCUUCGGCAUGAGCGCGGUGAGGAGGAGCCGGUGGCUGAAGCAUGUGCCCAUCUGCCCGGUGUUCACGGGGUUUAAGGCCCGGGCAAGGGGCAGUGGCGCGGUGACGGCGGCAGCUGCAGACGUACAAGAUAAUGCAGACGGGCUCUCCGUGUGCACAAAGGUCUGA